CGGCGCCGCAAAAAAAGUGGAAUGAUUACUCUUCCUCUGCGAGACGACGAUGAGGAAAACGACACAUACGAAGCUAAAAUGCUCCUCAUAGGCGAGAAUGGUCUCGACGGUGAGAGUUUACCUCCUACUCCUCUGCGUGACGGUGCACUGGAGCUCCAGAAGUAUAACAUCAGCUCCAUCGAGUCAACAGUCGUGAUUCGUGAGCUGACGUCACAAGGUCUCUCCUUUCAGCUCUGGCCAGCGGCUUCUACUUUCGUCACGUUGCUUGAUAACUACCGACGUGACCCUAGCAAGAGUCCACUCACCGCCACACUCUUGUCGCUGAAAAAACCAUCGCCGUUGAACAUACUCGAGCUCGGAUCUGGAACCGGCCUCGUCGGGAUCGCUGCGGCAAUCACUCUCUCUGCUAACGUCACGGUGACGGAUCUCCCACACGUCUUAGAUAAUCUCAACUUCAACGCCGAAGCAAACGCUGAAAUUGUUGAGAGAUUCGGCGGGAAAGUCAACGUGGCACCACUACGAUGGGGAGAAGCUGAUGACGUGGAGGUUCUAGGUCAGAACGUUGACUUGAUUCUGGCUUCGGACGUGGUGUAUCAUGACCAUCUCUACGAGCCUCUCCUCAAAACGCUGCGUUUGAUGCAGCUAGAGGGGAAGAGGUUAAUUUUCCUGAUGGCGCAUCUAAGGAGAUGGAAGAAAGAAUCUGUCUUCUUCAAAAAAGCUCGAAAGCUCUUCGAUGUUGACGUUAUCCACUCUGAUGUUCCUCAAGAAAGUUCUAGAAUCGGUGUUGUGGUUUACCGUUUCACCACGAAACAGCCAAAUCAGAAUGGUCGGAUUGUUUCGUGUUAGCAAUCGCGUUGUCAGGAUUCAUUUCCUAAAUAAAGUUUGCAAAAAUGUUUGUCAUGUCUAUUCAAUUCAGGUGUUAUUAAAUGAUGAACCAAUCCAUGCAAAUUAAAUAUAAGCAUUGAAGACUAUAAG
This is a messenger RNA of Arabidopsis thaliana (thale cress), 975 nucleotides long. Its product is annotated as Putative methyltransferase family protein. The transcript has a single exon. The record is from RefSeq and is marked reviewed. The coding region runs from base 22 to 846 and encodes 274 amino acids. Lineage: Eukaryota; Viridiplantae; Streptophyta; Magnoliopsida; Brassicales; Brassicaceae.